Molecule: messenger RNA, 978 nt
Organism: Penaeus chinensis
Lineage: Eukaryota; Metazoa; Arthropoda; Malacostraca; Decapoda; Penaeidae
Product: probable inactive protein kinase DDB_G0270444
Exons: 1
Coding region: 1-978 (325 amino acids)
Source: RefSeq, a predicted model, not a curated record
AUGUGCGCGUCCACGUGGUCAGUGACGGAUCAGCAGGUGGAGGAGGAGGUGGAGGAUACGGUGGAUCUUCAAGUGGAGGAGGAGGUGGAGGAUACGGUGGAUCUUCAAGUGGAGGAGGAGGUGGAGGAUACGGUGGAUCUUCAAGUGGAGGAGGAGGUGGAGGAUACGGUGGAUCUUCAAGUGGAGGAGGAGGUGGAGGAUACGGUGGAUCUUCAAGUGGAGGAGGAGGCGGUGGAGGAGGAGGUGGAGGAGGGUACGGUGGAUCUUCAAGUGGAGGAGGAGGCGGUGGAGGAGGAGGUGGAGGAGGGUACGGUGGAUCUUCAAGUGGAGGAGGAGGUGGAGGAGGGUACGGUGGAUCUUCAAGUGGAGGAGGAGGCGGUGGAGGGUACGGUGGAUCUUCAAGUGGAGGAGGAGGCGGUGGAGGGUACGGUGGAUCUUCAAGUGGAGGAGGAGGCGGUGGAGGAGGGUACGGUGGAUCUUCAAGUGGAGGAGGAGGUGGAGGAGGGUACGGUGGAUCUUCAAGUGGAGGAGGAGGCGGUGGAGGGUACGGUGGAUCUUCAAGUGGAGGAGGAGGAGGUGGAGGAGGGUACGGUGGAUCUUCAAGUGGAGGAGGAGGUGGAGGAUACGGUGGAUCUUCAAGUGGAGGAGGAGGCGGUGGAGGGUACGGUGGAUCUUCAAGUGGAGGAGGAGGAGGAGGAGGGUACGGUGGAUCUUCAAGUGGAGGAGGAGGCGGUGGAGGAGGAGGUGGAGGAGGGUACAGUGGAUCUUCAAGUGGAGGAGGAGGAGGAGGAGGGUACGGUGGAUCUUCAAGUGGAGGAGGAGGCGGUGGAGGGUACGGUGGAUCUUCAAGUGGAGGAGGAGGCGGUGGAGGAGGAGGUGGAGGAGGGUACUGUGGAUCUUCAAGUGGAGGAGGAGGUGGAGGAGGGUACGGAGGAUAGUCAGGUGGAGGAGGAGGGAGUGGAGGAUACUGUGGAGUAG